Messenger RNA from Cryptococcus wingfieldii CBS 7118, 3348 nucleotides. RefSeq lists its product as hypothetical. Gene Ontology annotation, cellular component: exon-exon junction complex; cytoplasm. The record is from RefSeq and is a predicted model, not a curated record. Gene Ontology annotation, molecular function: protein binding; RNA binding. Bases 1 to 3348 code for a protein of 1115 amino acids. Lineage: Eukaryota; Fungi; Basidiomycota; Tremellomycetes; Tremellales; Cryptococcaceae. The transcript is spliced from 14 exons. Gene Ontology annotation, biological process: nuclear-transcribed mRNA catabolic process, nonsense-mediated decay.
AUGUCCACUACGGCAGACUAUAUCGCCAAAUGUCCUCGGCGGCAAGCCCUGCUGGAAACAGUAGAGACAUACUGGCUGGAUGAUCCAAGGCGACCACCCGGAACGCUCGAUUCGUCUCUCAAGAAACACACCACACUUAUCAACAAGCUCAAGUCUGCUCUGUUGAUAGGCCCCUCAGAAGUCUUUGCCAAAGAUAUCGAUGGCCUGACUUUGUCGAAAUACCUGGAGGAGAUUGUCGCGGCCGUCGUUGAUGGCGCUUCCAAAGGCAGAGGUGAUCCUGAAGUUGCUGUUGAUAUCAUCGUCCACCUGCAUAGCAGGCUCGCCCCCGACUUUCUUCAGCAACUUCUUCCUCUACUACUGGGUGUACUGUCCGCCGGUGCAUCCCUCAGUCUUCCCCUGGGCAAAGAUGGCGACAAGGAGAAGGAAAAAGAAGACAAGGAGAGGCUGGCGAAGCAGAGACCGGUAUUGAGGAUCAUUGCGGAGCUGGCUAUGGUAGGCGCCUGGGAGGAAGGUGUCGUGAAAGGGUCUGCUGAGAUUGGGAAGAUCCUUAAGGGCCUGAUGACGAAUGACCCUCAAUUCAACAAUUUGCCCCUACUGUCGACCUUCCUCAAAUAUUUUGGCAGGGCCUAUCUUGGCAGCAAACAUAAUAACGAAACAAGCAACGGCUCAGAUGCUACUGCCGAAAAGCAGACAAAGGAGGAAUUGCCGGAAGGUGUGACAGAGCUUGUCCCGGUAGAGGUGCAGAAGAAGAUGCGAGAGCUCUUUGUUGGCUAUUUCAACACGACUAGCAAGACUCUGGUCAAGGGACAAAUAAAACUUCUCGAGCAAGACAAGCGCAACCACGAAGCGUAUAUCAAGUCCGGCGAGAUCUUUGAAGACCGCCAGCAAGCUUAUGAGAAGAUGAUUCGUGCUAUCGAAAGGCUCAAUGCCGGUCUCCAAACACUUGCCGACCUUUUGGGCCUCGCCCCUCCCGUGCUCCCUACUGCUGCUACUCUAUCCAAAUCCGGUCUCCAAAUUGUCGACUCUGGGUCCUCAUUCACUGUCAGAAACGAUGGACCCAUCGCGGGGGGCAUUUGGGACGAUGAAGAGGAGCAGAGAUUCUAUGAGGAUCUGAUUGACCUCAAGGAGGUGGUCCCUUCUUCCCUCUUGGGCAUCAAGGAGAAGAGCGCGAAAGAAAAGGACGAAGAGCCGGGAAAUGCUGAGGAAGAACAGAUAGAAAAGCAGAAAGCAGAGGAAGAGGAGUUGCGCAAGCAGCUAGAGCAGAUGGAGCUGGCGGACUCUCAGGCUCAGCCCGAGUCCGAGAAGCAAGGGAACGAUGCAGUGAACACGGGAGGAGAUGCGGAGGAUAUCGCAGAAGACUCUGCCGACGAGGAAGCCCCGACCACUACUGUCACGGAGGAAGAUGGGCUUCAAUCUGGUCCAGCUGCUCGACUUUCGGCGCUGUUUGCUGCUUUACCAGAGUCAAAUAAUAGAGAGGUUGUGGACAAACUUGCCAUCGAAUUCGCCUUUUUGAACUCCAAGGGAGCUAGGAAGAGGCUAAUCAAGUUUCUUGGAGAAGUCCCGAGGCAGAGGACCGACCUUCUUCCACACUAUUCUCGGUUCAUUGCCACCCUCACACCUUAUAUGCCGGACGUUGCUCAAGGUGUCCUCGAUAUUCUGGACGAAGAGCUACGCUAUCUGCAGAGAAAGAAACUGAUCCGUGAACUCGACAGCACGCGUCUCAAGAACGUCCGCUUCUACGGAGAACUUGCCAAAUUCAAGGCAGCCAAGCCUUUCAACAUCCUACACGUCUUCAAAGUGUUCCUUGACGAUUUCAAGUUCAACAUCGACAACAUUGCAAACCUGCUUGAAACUUGCGGAAGGUUUUUGUUGCGCAAUGAAGACACCGCUGAGGUGGCGAAGCGAAUGGUGGAGUUGAUGAGACGCAAGCAAGCGAAUGCGCAUUUGAACCAGAGACAGACGCUCAUGCUGGAGAACGCUUUCUAUACUUGUAACCCUCCCCAGCGAGUCGCUCGAGAGGUCGUGCAGCUCACGCCAAUGGAAAGCUUCAUUCGACAUCUGCUUGAUGAAGUGCUCAUGAAGCGAACCAUCGAUAAAGUCUUGAAGUUGUUGCGGAAGCUUCACUGGGAGGAUCCAGAGGUCUACGCGUACAUCUUUGCUUCCUUUACCAGCCCGUGGGAGAUCAAGUUUGGCAACGUACCGCACCUCGCCGACCUCGCGUGUCACCUCCAAAAGUGGCACCCUGAAUUCGGAAUUUCUGUCGUUGACGAGGUGCUUGAGAACAUUCGCAUCGACUUGGAAGAAAACAUCUUCAAGUUCAACCAGCGAAGGAUUGCUACCAUGAAGUAUCUCGGUGAACUUUAUAUGUACCGAGUCAUCAGCUGCUCGGUCGUCUUUGAUGUGCUUUGGAGCUUAUUGUCGUUCGGUCAUGCUGACCCCACGUCGUACCCGGGCCGAGAGAGUCCAGUCGAUGCCGUUGACGAUUUCUUCCGUGUGCGUCUAGCUUGCACUUUGCUCGAUACAUGCGGCGUUUGCUUUGAGAAGGGGUCUCAAGGGCGCAAGCUGGAACAGUACCUUGUCAUGCUCCAGCUCUACGUCACAUGUAAAACCGAGCUUCCCAUGGACGUCGACUUUAUGCUGUCCGACACUCUUGAGGCUUUACGACCCAAAGCACCCAGGCUCAGGACUUUCACCGAAGCAGCCACUGCGGUGGACGAGCUUCUGGCCUCUUAUAAAGACUUUGGUGUGGAAGAGGAUGGUUCAGACGACGAAGGCCUGCGACAAGCCACGGAGGACAAACCCGAAACACCCGAGCAAGUCCAUGCCGAGCUGGAAGGCACAGUGGAGGACGAUGAUCAAGAUGUAGAUGUUGUGAUAAUCCGUGAUCAAGCCAAACCCGAUGAAGAUGACGCGGACGAGCGGGCUGCUUUCGACCGCGAAUUUGCCAAGGUCCUCGCCGAUACCACUGAUGCCAGGCGCGGUGAACAACGAAAGACUGCGCCUCCCAUAUUCGACACUGCAGUGCCUAUCAUGAGGAAGAAGGCGGACGAGGCGAAGGCUAGAGCGACGAGAGAGAAGGAGCAGGAAAGGGAGCAGGCGGCAAAGGAGGAAGAAGGGAGGAUGCAGUUCAUGCUGCUGUCGAAGAAGGCAGGAAAGCAGCAGUUGCGAUCCCUCGCCAUCCCCACGGACUCGACCAUUGCUGUCAACUCCAAGACAUAUCAAGCUCAAAGCAAGGCGGAACAGGAGCAGCUGAAGAGGUUGGUGCUGCAAAAUGAGAGAAGGCUGGAGAGGUCAGAAGUUGAAGACAUUGAGACUAGGGGCAUCAAGCUCCGGUUCGCCCACUCAUGA